Molecule: messenger RNA, 387 nt
Organism: Candidula unifasciata
Lineage: Eukaryota; Metazoa; Mollusca; Gastropoda; Stylommatophora; Geomitridae
Source: the annotation of a GenBank genome assembly
AUGUAUAUUAGCGUGGGGGAGGGGUCUAUGUUAGCUAAAGAGCUCACUUGGCUUUUUUCCGAGAAACUUUCACUAUUUGUAAACAAAAUUGAUGUCACAAAAGACAUUAACUUCACCAGGCAGAGCUAUCAAGACCAGUUUUGUGCACUUCUUCAGUCUCACGACGUGGUAGCCCAUGAAGUUUACAGUGAAGAGACUGGACAUCACGCCUCACCUAGCACCACCCAUCCGUCUUCCAUCCCCGCCCACUCUUACGUGAAUGGCAGCAUGAGUGGUGAAGGGCGUGGCAACGGUGAAGUGGAGGGUGGCGGACACAGAAGUGAUGGCGGCGAGGGAACAUUACGUGUCCGAUUGGUGCAGUUCCAAAAGAACACUGAUGAACCAAUG